Bacillus rossius redtenbacheri is the source of this 2187-nucleotide messenger RNA. RefSeq names its product polyadenylate-binding protein 1-like. Gene Ontology annotation, molecular function: poly(A) binding; poly(U) RNA binding; mRNA 3'-UTR binding. The transcript has a single exon. NCBI's taxonomy places the organism in Eukaryota, Metazoa, Arthropoda, Insecta, Phasmatodea, Bacillidae. The record is from RefSeq and is a predicted model, not a curated record. Bases 177 to 1946 code for a protein of 589 amino acids. Gene Ontology annotation, cellular component: ribonucleoprotein complex; nucleus; cytosol.
AAUGGCCAAAUGAUACUAUCACAAAAUCACAAUCCAAAAUUGUUUGUAAACGUGCUCGCUGCAUAAAAAAGCGAACGUAUUUGGUAAAAGUUAAUGUUUAUUUAUUUAUGUACAACAUAAGUUAUUUUGUGUGAAGAGUCUAAGGAAGAGAAUCAAUUGGACGGAAUCGUCGAGGUAUGGCGUCUCUGUUCGUAGCUGAUCUGGACCCGAGAGUGGACGAAGCAAUGCUGUUCAAGGUAUUCUCUGACGUUGGUCCAAUAGCGUCCAUCAGGCUCUGUCGCGAGAAAAACACGAAAGAACAUCUGGGCUGCGCGUACGUCAACUUCAAACAGCAAGCCGACGCCGAAAUCGCUCUGGAGAAGAACAACUUCGAGAUCAUCCACGGUCGCCCGAUGCGGAUCAUGUGGGUGAAGAUCUCGUCGAUCUUCCAGAAGCCUGACGGGGGAAACAUCUUCGUGAAGAAUCUGCCCAAGAACGUGGACAUCAAAAAGUUCCGCGGGAUGUUCGUGGCCUUCGGGAACGUAGUGAGCUGCAAGCUGGCCUUCGACGGGCAGGGCGAGUCCAAGUGCUACGGCUACGUGCAGUUCGAGAGGGAGGACUCGGCGGACAGCGCGAUCGAGCAGCUGAACGGCGUGUGUGUCGGCGGGCGGGAGCUGGUGGUCAGCAGGUUCGUGCCGCGGGAGAGGCGCGCGCGGGAGCAGCAGACCAACAACAUCUACAUCAAGAACCUGCCCGAGGACCUGGGGGCCGCCGUGGACAUGCUGACCAGGCUGUUCCAGAGCUACGGCAGCAUCCUCAGCUGCAAGGUGGUGGACGACCGCGAGCACCGCGGGUUCGGGUUCGUGUCCUUCGAGAGCCCGCGCGACGCGGCGCGCGCCGUGGAGGAGCUGGACGGCCUGCUAUUGGCCGGCGGCAAGCGGCUGUACGUGGCGCCGGCGCAGAAGAAGUGCCAGCGCCGCGCCAUGCUGAGGCAGAGACACGAGGCGCUCAGGAGGGAGCGAGCCGAGGCCUCGCGCGGCAGGAACCUCUACGUCAAGAACCUGGACGCCUCGGUGGACGACGACUUCCUGCGCCAGCAGUUCUCCGUGUUCGGCGGCGUGCUGAGCGCCAAGGUGGCGGAGACCCUGGGUCGCAGCCGCGGGUUCGGGUUCGUGUGCCUGUCGACGGUGGAAGAGGCCUCGGCGGCCAUCGCCGCGAUGCACGGCCGCGCGGUGCGGGGGAAGCCCAUGUACGUGUGCCUGGCGCAGACCAGGGAGGAGCGCAGGGCCUACCUCGCGGAGAAGUUCCGCCGCGCCGACCUUGAACCCAGCAGUGAGCCCGUCAAGGUGCAAGAAGUUCCCGGCACCUCGCACCUUCCGCAGGGCGACGACAGCUGCCGCGCCUCCGAGGCAGUCCGGGUCUCGAGUGAUUCCACGACCCAGACGGAGAUGCGCGACGACGGCGACGGAGAACCGGUUCCCGGAGGAACGCCGCCAGAGGCCCUGCAGAUGAAGAACACGCCGGAUGAUCCUCCUGCCACGCUCAUCUCAGGCGAGGAAGAAAACUCCUGUGAUCACCCCCACGAGUUGGUGAGAGAGCAAAAUGGUGAGUUUGAAAACGAGGAGAGUAAAACCCAAGACAUUUUCACAGAAGCAGCCAAGUGCGAAGCUGGUGAAUCCGUCCCGUCGCACAAUUCGUCUCAUGGCGGAACAGAAAGUUCGACGGUUGAGCAGUUGCUACUUGUUGUUCGGGAAAUGUACCCGGAAAGUGUCGACAAAGUGAAAGAUUUUUUAAGAGGAGCUGAUUUGUCUGGACUUCAGUCCGCGGUGCGAGACAGAAAAGAAAUGGAAAGAAAAAUCACGAGAUUGGUGACACUCAUCGAAAUUCACGACUUCAUGACGUACAAGAAAGACGAAUUUUACUCUGAAGCUUUAAAACAGGAGCUCCUGCAGAAAUUCACUUCGUAACCUGCAACAACCUUUAAUGCAAGUCAAGGAAAAGGGUUUUCUACAAUUUUAAUUCAUCGAGCGUUUUACACUCGUCGUAAGUAUUCGUUGGGAAAUGUUAUUUCAGGACAAGAAAUUAAAUCAUAUACGAGAACGCCACUGCACAAAAGUGAUUUGUAUAAAACAGUUGGAACCACCCGUGUAUCUAGAUUUUGUAUUAGCGUGUAAAAUGAAAAUCAAUAAAUCUUAACUUUUGAGUUGA